GAAGAAAUCGCCUCUCGCAGGCAGCUCGAGCCGGCAGCUAGUGCAGCAGCUGCGAGCAGUUCAGCUCCUCCUCCAGAUCGUGCACCGUUGCCCACCGCGGAAUGGUGGGAGACUGAAGAUUUGACUAGCCUUUCGCUGGGGCAGCUUAAGGGAUUGAAGGAAAUCACUGAGAGCAUGAUUGAAAAGUGGGUGGCUCGAAGGGACAAGGUCCAAACGAUUGUCCAGAAUUUGGAACAGCAAGAGUGAAUAUGAUGCAAUGUUGUACUGUUUUCCGUUGUUUGGUGGGGGGUUGUACUGUUUUCCACGAAUUUGAUGCCAUGUUGGAAUGGCUUAGGAUAUUAGUCGGAUUUUAGUUUGUUGUUCUGGAAUAUUUG
Linum tenue is the source of this 374-nucleotide messenger RNA. The record is from the annotation of a GenBank genome assembly. NCBI's taxonomy places the organism in Eukaryota, Viridiplantae, Streptophyta, Magnoliopsida, Malpighiales, Linaceae.